Electrophorus electricus (electric eel) is the source of this 605-nucleotide messenger RNA. It is a transcript of the gene pomp, whose product is annotated as proteasome maturation protein. Gene Ontology annotation, cellular component: nucleus; cytoplasm. NCBI's taxonomy places the organism in Eukaryota, Metazoa, Chordata, Actinopteri, Gymnotiformes, Gymnotidae. The record is from RefSeq and is a predicted model, not a curated record. Gene Ontology annotation, biological process: proteasome assembly.
CGGAGUUGAACAGGAAACACUUCUUUGCUACCCUAGCUAGCUAAAACAUAGGGACUCUUAGAAGACACUGUGCUUAAAAUGAACACUCGUGGUCUCCGCUCACAACUGAAGGACAGUGUCCCAGUGGCAGGUCUUUGCCCGCAGGCAGGACCUUAUGGUAUACAAGACACACUGCGUAUGGGGUUCUCAAGCGUUAAAAAUGAGCUUCUCCCCAGUCAUCCAUUGGAGCUCUCUGAGAAAAAUUUCCAACUUAACCAGGACAAAAUGAACUUUUCCACACUAAGGAACAUUCAAGGACUCCAUGCUCCACUGAAGCUUCAAAUGGAGUACAGAGCUGCCAAACAAAUUCAACGUUUGCCAUUUCUGCCAAGUUCAAACCUGGCCCUAGAUACACUUAAAGGCACCGAUGAGAGCAUUGGCUUUGAGGACAUCCUUAAUGAUACUGCACAGUGUGAGGUGACGGGAGAGCCACACAUCAUGACGGAGUACAAACUUGGUCUGCUUUGAUCCCAUUGGUUUUGUAUCACUAAGUGGUUUCAUCUUUUCCCUUUAGAUUCUGAACUGAGCUUGGCUAAUGUGUUUCUAAUAAAAAUAUAAAUGUUUAA